UUUCAUUCGCUUCCCAAAGACAAGCACACCGCGGCCAUGGAAUCAUGCUGGACCCGAUGCCUACCGACGUCCGUCAAUAGGCAGCUGCUGCCGCUGAAGGCCCACUUUUUUCUCUACCUUGCUGGACAAGCAUGCGUGUCCCCGUACCUGGCCGUGAUCGGGCGACAGGUAGGAAUAAACGCUGCCAUGAUCGCUGUCAUCUUCGCCAUAACACCAUUGGCCGCCGUCAUCAUAAAGCCGCUGUGUGGAUUUGUCAUCGACCGGACGCAAAACGCCACUGCCGUUAUUGGCUUUCUUCAAGCCGUCUUGGUCGUCUCCCAUGGGGUUGUUUUCUUCAGCCCCAGCUUCAAAGCCGACGCCGAUAGUUUGUCCACCGGUUACAUAAACUGCAACUCUAGUCAGCUGACGGUAUCGAACGCAAGUUCGGCCUCUAGCGUUCUCGCCGGGGCUCGCGAAAGUGCCCCACUUUCCUGCAACUUGACAGUGAUUGAAGAUGACUAUUCAGUGAACGUCAACGUCACGAGUGCCUCGCACACCCUGGUUAACUUAAGAGGCCUGUCCGACAUAUGCAUGAAUGCGAUGGUUAACGAGAGCGUUGCCAGUGAAAUUUUCGCCGCCCUGCGCUGUCCAUGCGAUGCCACUCAGUACGACGGCAAAUUCUGGAUCUACACCAUUUCGAUCGUCGUCGCCUGGACGUCUUCGGUAACCCUGUACACCGUCACGGAUGCUGCCGUCUGCGAGCUGCUGGGCGACAAUGUGAGCGCUUUCGGGCGCCAACGCCUCUGGGGCACCAUCAGUUGGGGCGUUGUGAGCCCGCUGGUCGGAUUCAUGAUCGACGAAGCCAGUGACUCUACCCACACCGACUACAAGCCGGGCUUCUAUCUCUUCGCGGCCUUCAUGGCCUUGGACGUGUUCCUCAUUUUCUGCAUGCCCCGCUUGCGUACGGCAGACUUGUCCGUGAACUUUCUCAGGGACAUCGCGACCCUGUUCUGCAACGCCGAGAUCGUGCUGUUCAUCGUGUGGACGUUCGUAGUUGGCGCCCUCAUGGGUGUCGUAUGGUCCUUCAGCACAUGGUAUCUGGAAGACCUGCACGCCUCUAAGCUGUUGAUCGGCCUGACCAACACGGUGAUGAGCUUGUGCGUGGAGGUGCCGUUCUUCUUCAUCUCCAAGGCAAUACUCGAGCGCAUCGGGUACUACUUUUCCUACUCGGCGGCUUUACUGGCGUUGUCAAUCAAGUUCAUCGGCUAUUCGUAUCUUGUCAAUCCCUGGUACGGGCUCAUCGUGGAUAUCCCGGGCGGCACCAUCUUUCCCCUUGCCUACUCCGCCAUGACUGUGUUCGCCAAGCGGGCGGCUACUCCUGGGACGGCUGCUUCGAUGAUGUGCAUCUUGGGCUCGACUUUGGAAGGUCUGGGCAUCGCCGCCGGGAACCUGCUUGGCGGAAUGAGCAUCGACAAAAUCGGCGCCCGGCUCACAUUCCGCUAUCUUGGCUACUUGUCUGCGGGAUGCGCAAUUUUGUGCACUCUGACCUACCUGUGUCUUCGGUACCUGGGCAAUGGCCGUAUAGGGGCUACUCCCCGAUCGGAGAAGCUCGGCCUGACGGACGCCAAGGAACAGGAUGCCCGGCUGUGUGACAGUGCUGCCAAGAACGAAUGCACCGAGUGCACUUACUUCUGAGAAUUCCCCGGUUGCUGCUCACAUUGGUUUCCCGGAGCACAGCUGCAAAGAGGUCGCCGACCGCUCAGUCAUCACCCGCAUAGGGACGUUCGGAUCUUCGAGGACACCACAAGAACCUACCCUUACUCAGUGACAUUCAAUCCUGCCA
This is a messenger RNA of Dermacentor andersoni, 1822 nucleotides long. RefSeq names its product major facilitator superfamily domain-containing protein 6-like. Lineage: Eukaryota; Metazoa; Arthropoda; Arachnida; Ixodida; Ixodidae. The record is from RefSeq and is a predicted model, not a curated record. Gene Ontology annotation, cellular component: membrane.